UGUCAGGCGUGUCAGAGAAGCGCGCGCUUCUCUGAGUUGAAGGAGCGAGAGUGAGGGCGAGCGUGUAGUCGGUGCUUUACAGUGAGCGGGACCAGGCACGCUGCUGCCGUGUCAGUGAGUGGAGGCUGGCUCCGAGUCCGCUUCUUUCACUUCUUUUCUCGCUUCUGUGAAAUGGACUUCUGACAGCAGCCGGGCUGCGGGCGCCGCCGGUUCCUCCUGACCGGAAAAUGAAGCGACUCUGUCGGAGGCUGGCGGUGGCCGUGGCGGUGCUGGUGUGGCUGGGAGCGCUGGUUUACCUGCUGGUGUUGAGCCGGAGGAGGUUGCCGGAGCUCAGUCCAGGAGCGGGAGCAGGGGGAGGAGGAGUAGCAGGAGAGACAACCUACAACCAGAUUUCAGAUGCAGAGUGGGAGGACAUGUUGGAGGGCUUUGAUGAGCGGAGUUACCUGAGCGCUCGGCGCUGGAAGCCCGGAGACGACCCGUACACUCUGUACGCUUUCAACCAGAGAGAGAGUGAACGCAUCCCCAGUGAUCGAGUCCUGAGAGACACUCGACACUACAGGUGCACCACUCUUCACUACGACUCAGAGCUUCCUUCAACCUCCAUCAUCAUCACUUUUCACAAUGAGGCCAGAUCAACUCUGCUGCGGACCAUCAAGAGUGUUUUAAACAGGACCCCGGUUCAUCUCAUCUAUGAGAUCAUUCUGGUGGACGACUUCAGUGACGACGAGAGUGACUGCCAGCUUCUCACCAAACUGCCCAAAGUUAAAUGCUUUCGCAACAACAAGCGAGAAGGUCUCAUCAGGUCCAGAGUGCGGGGGACGGACGCUGCAAGAGCCAAAGUGCUGACCUUCCUGGACAGCCACUGUGAGGUCAACAAAGACUGGCUGCCACCCCUCCUGCAAAGGAUCAAAGAGGACCCGUCUCGAGUGGUUAGCCCAGUCAUCGACAUCAUCAACAUGGAUACGUUUGCUUAUGUGGCAGCCUCGGCCGAUCUCCGUGGAGGCUUUGAUUGGAGUCUCCAUUUUAAGUGGGAGCAGUUGUCGCCUGAACAGAGAGCCCGCCGGACUGACCCGACCCAGCCAAUCAAGACCCCCAUCAUUGCAGGCGGACUCUUUGUGAUUGACAGGUCCUGGUUCAAUCACCUUGGAAAAUACGACACUGCCAUGGACAUUUGGGGUGGUGAGAACUUUGAGAUCUCAUUCCGGGUUUGGCAGUGUGGCGGCAGUCUGGAGAUCCUGCCCUGCAGCAGAGUGGGUCACGUCUUCAGGAAGAAACACCCAUAUGUGUUUCCUGAAGGCAACGCCAACACAUACAUCAAGAACACACGUCGUACAGCCGAGGUGUGGAUGGAUGACUUCCGGCUCUUUUAUUACUCUGCUCGCCCGGCAGCACGAGGCAAAUCCUACGGAGAUAUCCGAAGCAGAGUGGAACUUCGGAAGAAGCUCAACUGUAAAUCCUUCAAGUGGUACUUGGACAAUGUCUACCCAGAGCUCAAGGUCCCAGACGACUCUGACUCACAGUCUGGAGUCAUCAAACAGAGGCAGAACUGUCUGGAGUCCCGCAAGGUGGAGGGUCAGGAGAUGCCCGUCCUCACAUUAGCUCCCUGCACGGCAACCGAGGGCGUCCCCGCCAUCAAUCAGGAGUGGGUGUACACUCACGGACAGCAGAUCCGACAGCAGCAGCACUGCCUGUCUGUCUCCACCACGUUCCCUGCCUCCCAGGUCCUGCUGCUGCCCUGCAACAUGGCGGAUGGCAAACAGCGGUGGCAGAAGUCAGGGACUCACUUGGAGCACCUCGUCUCCCGGUUCUGCCUGGACUCGGAGAUGGCUCUGGACGGGAUGGACGAUUCCCGAAUGUUGGUGAUCAGCCCCUGUGAACUGAGCGCAUACACGCAAAGAUGGGAAGUCCCCUUCUCCUGACCCCUGACCAUGUGACCUUUACACCCUCUUAAAAAAUGUGCCCUGUCACACUCAUCCCUCAACUCAAAGAGAGAAUGCUGCUCACACACUGACCAUGCAUGAGCAAUCAUGUCACAGUGCUGCAUCGAGGAUAUCUGAAUAGAAAGCUGAUGAAGACUUUUUUAUGGGUCUUUGUAGCAUGAAAAGAAAUGCAGACCUUUCAGGUAUAAAGUCCUGAUUUAUUUAUGAGCUGCACUGGUUUGAAAUAAUGUUGCUCCAAGAGACGCAGGAAAAAUGUGUGGUUUGGAGAUUCAAGUGUCUGUAUUGGAGAGUGAAAACCAAGUGCACCUUAAAACCCAGAACUUUCAAAUAGCUGAGAUGGACAAAAAAAAAACAAACAAAAAAUAACAAUCAGAGAAUGUUUCCUGUGUCUUUUGCAAUCUGCUUUUAAAGGAUGUUUAAUAAGCUGGAAAUUAAAACCAAGCAUAGCUCGAGGUUUUAUUUCAGUUGGUCAAAUACCUGUCACUGUCUUUACUGCAGCAUCCCAGUCGGUUUCUUACUGGGAUCUAACCAGAAACUCACCAAAGUAAAGCCCCAGUAAACAGCACAAAAUGUGAAAUCUUUAGUCUGUCACACCAAGCGGGAUGCAAUCAUCUCCAGUCUGGGAUAUAUCCUAAGGUUUUUCUUUAUUUGUUUGUUUUGUUGCUUGGCUUAAGCUUUCAUUUACUGCUUUGGGAAUGGUCUCAGUUAUUGAGGUUCUCAAUUAUGAGGACACUUUAUGUACAAGUAACCCCUGUGAUCCUAAAGCUCUGGCUCCACCCUGCUCUAAAUGCUCCAUUUCAUACCAUUUUUUCAACGUUAGGCUCUUUGUGAUGUCAGUGAGAGAGGAUAUUCCUAAAGUGAGCACAAAAGCCCCACCCAUCUCCUGUUCAAACCUUCUGUUUGCAAGGGGCAGCCAAUCAGAAGAAAGUAAGCGUACAACAGCAGCUCCUAAAGUUUUUGUGGCAUGCCCCAUUUUAGAAGCUCAACACUCUCGAGAGUUUAAAAAAAAACGAGGAUGAACGAUAACAAAGGAUCUUUGUGUGAGGUAUAACUCCUCUUAUGUUGACCUUUAAAGGUCAGUGCAGCAGCAUCAGUAUACAAAAAAUCAACUAUUUUUGUAUACUCUGCCUAGUAAAAGCAAACCCAGUUUCACUUCAUAUUUUUCACCAGGUUGACAGUGUCCCACCUGCAGUGGCUCUGUGCCCCACCAACGGGAUUUUAAUGGGUUCUUUAAAUGACUGUAACUUCCCCAUUAAAACUUGGCCUCAUGCAGCUCUCUUGGGCAUGUGAAUAGCUUUGAUUGCAGAAAUAUGAGGAAGAAGAUGAAAAGGAAAGAAAUAAACAAUGAGGGGAGUCACAUUAGGUAACACAAAACCUGAAAUUUAGAGCACGCCCUGGCUUAACUACAGGAUGUAGCAUAAAAGCAGACAGGACAGAGCUACAGGUGCAAAUAUGGACAAACAGUCACAGUGUAAAAAAAUAUGUAAGAGGAAGAACAGCAUGAAUGCAGCACAUGUCAGAAUAUCUACAUGCUGGUAAAUCAAAUCAGCAAAUUUCUGAUUCCUGUUGCCCAAAUGAAGCAGCUGCUUCACACAGCUGCUGUGCAUGUGAGACUUUUUAUACACAAAUGUGAUUUUUUCACCAUAAUUACAAAGUAUUGAUAUUUAUCAGGCAAGUUUGGUAAAUUAAUAAAAAUGAUGCUAUUUAGGGUUUAUUUUAAUAAACUCUUGAGGCGUGCUAUGAUGCAACCAAACCUUUCGUUUUUCUCCUACCUGAGAUUAUUUCUGAGCACUCUGAAUGGGCACGAGGUUGGGCUGGUGGAGCUCAAACCUGUGGGAAAAAAUCCAAACUGAUGUUAACUGCAAGUCUUCUCUAAAUCGCCUCUCUGUCUGUUCACACAAUGGUUUUUAAAAAUUGUAGAACUUCUUUGCGGUUCAGUUACAUAAUGUGUUUGACAUCUUCAGCAUCAGUUUGAUAUCCUGUUUGAUUCCUGAAUCCUGAAUAAAGCUUUUAUAAUGGCUGUUUCUAUUUUAUUGACAUGCUUAUUGUGCAAACUGGGAGCUGCUGUUGGUGCAAACACAGUGCUCCUCAAAAUAUUUACAAAACUACAACUAAUCUUUUCUUAUGUUUUACCCUUUACACAGUUAGGUCCAUGUUUGGACUAUGGCACAUUUU
Messenger RNA from Pelmatolapia mariae (spotted tilapia), 4115 nucleotides. It is a transcript of the gene galnt14, whose product is annotated as UDP-N-acetyl-alpha-D-galactosamine:polypeptide N-acetylgalactosaminyltransferase 14 (GalNAc-T14). Gene Ontology annotation, biological process: protein O-linked glycosylation. The record is from RefSeq and is a predicted model, not a curated record. The transcript has 15 exons. NCBI's taxonomy places the organism in Eukaryota, Metazoa, Chordata, Actinopteri, Cichliformes, Cichlidae. Gene Ontology annotation, cellular component: Golgi apparatus. Gene Ontology annotation, molecular function: polypeptide N-acetylgalactosaminyltransferase activity. The coding region runs from base 228 to 1919 and encodes 563 amino acids.